Aspergillus niger is the source of this 801-nucleotide messenger RNA. RefSeq lists its product as uncharacterized. NCBI's taxonomy places the organism in Eukaryota, Fungi, Ascomycota, Eurotiomycetes, Eurotiales, Aspergillaceae. The annotation marks the transcript as partial. The record is from RefSeq and is a predicted model, not a curated record. The transcript has a single exon.
CAAAUCGAGUUCCUUCUGCUGAAGGGGAAACCCAGUCUGGACUCAGACCGUCUGGUUGAGCGUCUCGACAGUGCGGAUCCGCUACAAUCGCUUAUGAUACUUGCGUCCAAGGUCAGGCAGCUGAUUUCAGAGCCCUCAUCUGCUUCGGAUUCCUUGCAAUCUUUCGGAAUCACGAAGCUAGCGUCAUGGAUCGACUCCUGCAGACACUUGGAUUUAGAACUGGUCCAAUGGACCCAAACCUUGCCGGAACUCUGGCUACCCCUCGAAACCCGCGCAUACACGGGCGAGGAUGUGCUCACGUACCGAGAGAUGAUUACUGCGGUUAUUUGGGCCCACUACCGCGUCCUUCGGAUCUUUAUCCAUGGUGCCAUGGCAGAUCUUUUCCGAGCACUGGUCUCUAUGGUUAAUUCCCCCGGGAUUCAGCGAGAAGCGUCUCAGCAUGAGGCAGAUGGCUUACAGCUAAGCCUCGAUAUGAUCUCCGAUUCCUGUCGGAGUGUGCCAUUCUGCUUUGGGGAAAUUGAUAUGUUUGGAAACCCGAUGCCUCCGUCCGAGCAGGGAAUGUCGCGGGUUCGAGCUUUCUACCUCUACAGUAUGCUGUGGCCCCUGUGGUAUAUUCUGUCAUGUGGGCUGGCUACGCCCGAACAGACCCAGAUGAUCCGAGGCGUGAUGGCCCGGACGGGCUCGGAAGCUGGCAUCAAGCUGGCUACUAUGUUGGCGAGUUACGAUGGCGAGGAUGCUAUGGCGAAUAUGCCCCAAUUGUACUCUCUGGAACGUUCAGUGAGGGAGGUGUCUGUCAUGUGA